AUGCUAAAUCUUGGAUAUCAGAUUUUGGCCGUCUUAAGAACAUUUCUAGUUUUCUUUACUCAUUUGAUCUGAAUGAUAAUGAAGAGUUAUUAAGUAGAUUACAACAAGGAAAACAACGUGAGAAACAACAAGGGAGGUUCGGAAUAAAUCAUGGACUUCGCGGAAUGAGUCAUGGACUUUACGGUCCAACUUAUGGAUCUGGACCUGAUCUAAUAAUUUUCUUAGGAGGAACAGGUAAUUAUGGCCGUUGUCAUAAAACAGAUUCAUACGAAUAUGGUUUGCUUGGAGGCGAGAAUGAAAGGAUUAGAUUUGAAUUUGAUGAAAUUGAAAUAUUUCAAAUCAUUAACUGA
This is a messenger RNA of Ambispora leptoticha, 350 nucleotides long. The record is from the annotation of a GenBank genome assembly. Lineage: Eukaryota; Fungi; Glomeromycota; Glomeromycetes; Archaeosporales; Ambisporaceae.